Molecule: messenger RNA, 4420 nt
Organism: Salvelinus namaycush (lake trout)
Lineage: Eukaryota; Metazoa; Chordata; Actinopteri; Salmoniformes; Salmonidae
Product: inner nuclear membrane protein Man1-like
Exons: 11
Coding region: 19-2814 (931 amino acids)
Biological process (GO): nuclear envelope organization; negative regulation of BMP signaling pathway
Cellular component (GO): nuclear inner membrane
Molecular function (GO): chromatin DNA binding
Source: RefSeq, a predicted model, not a curated record
UGAGUUUUUCGAGCAAAGAUGGCGACGGCGCAGCUAACGGACGAUGAGCUUUUCUCUGAGUUAAAGAGCUUUGGAUUCAUUCCAGGCCCGGUUUCCGAGAACACGAGACCGGUUUAUUUGAAAAAACUAAAGAAACUACGUGAGGAACAACAACAGAAAGGAACCAGGGCGGGGAAAAACCGAAACAGUGGCAGCAUCAUCAACAACAGUAGCGGCGGUGGCAACGGCAGCUACACAGCGGCGGGAGCUUCGGGAUUCGGAGCCAGGCCAGCUAGCCGUGACGUCAAGCACCUGAGCCCUAGCAGUCGGAGCCCCGGUGGUCGACCGGUCCUGAACGAAAAGCGAACUGGUGGAGCGGGGAAGUUCGUAUUGGGCUUUAGCUCGGACGAAUCGGACGUGGACGACCCGAAGAAAAAACGAGGAGCGAACCACAGCGGUAGGAGAGACCGAGGCUCCGCGUACCAACAACAACAGCAGAUCAGGCCUACAACGGGAGCUGCCUCCGCCACUCGAAAGAGCCUGGGAGUCGCUGUGAGUACCAGCAGCAACAACUCCUCUCCCACUGGGCUACUGGAGGAGAGGAGAAGCGGACCCGGUUCUCUCGGCUGGGUGGACCGGGGAAAAUCGAGCCUCGAGGUCUCGCGGGCCGCGGAAGUGAAGGGUUACGACGAAGAGCCCGAAGAGGAAGGCGAUUUUCAGGGGGAGACGGAGAGAGACAGUCGGUCUCUGAAUGGGAACAGGGCGUCUUACUCACUGAACACCAGUAGUAAGGUAGUCGGGGAUUACUCGGAUUCGGAAGAGGAGGAAGAGGAAGAAGGGGGGAUAAUAUAUGGGCAGGACCGUCAACGAGACCGGCGUUUACAGCAACACUACUCCAGACGGAGUCACUCCUCCAAGCCGUCUCCCCACAGAAGUGCCAGGGGGUCAGAGAGCGGCCAGGAAACGACUUUAGGCAUGGAAAUCAGGCAAAAUGACACGCCUGGCGCUAGUAGGAGUCGACUAGACAUGAUGGGAGGCCGGGAGGAGGAUGAAGAGGAAGAGGGAAAGAAGCGAGGCCCCGGCGAAUCGUCCCUGAGCGGGAGCUUGCUGCGACGCCAUUACCCCAGGGGGGCCAUCUACGUGUCGGCUGUGACUGGGGAGAGCGACCGCGGCAGCCCCGGGGAGAGCAGCGGCAACAAUUCCCCGUCCUCCGCCUACAACAAAAACCACAUCGACAGCGGGGAUGGCGCCACUAGCAGCAGCAGUAGCCGAUUCAGCAUCGGCCUGAGACCGCGAUUCUCCAACUACAACAGUCUAUCCGCUACUUACCGACCCAACCAUUCAAAUCAUAGCGGUCCUAACCAUGCCUACAGCCAGGCGAGUCUCAAGCAGAAGUACACGGUGCCGGAGGAUGAGCUGCUCCAGCAAUUCAAGCGGGAGGAGGUGGGGUCGUCCACCGGUGGUUGGGGGUUCAGCGCCCACUACCUGUCCAUGUUCUUGCUCAUGGCCGCCUGCCUGUUCUUCCUCCUGCUCGGCCUCAUGUAUCUCCGGAUGAGGGGGUCUGGAGCCUCUGAGGUCGAUGUUGUCAUUAAGAACCACCCGUUUGGCAGCGAGUUUGACAGUUCUUAUAACAAGACGGAGAAAGACACCAUUCUGAAACUGCUGCUCAACCUUCACGACCACCUGGCUCAUAUUGCUGGCCAACAUGACUGUACAGACCCGGAGCAGCAGCAGGCCAACAGGAGUCUGUCUCUGAAGGAAGCCUCUGACUAUCUGGCGCAGCAGAAUGAACAGUACCGUGACUGGGUUCUCCUCUCUCUGGAGUGGAUCAUACGGACAGGGGAGGAUGUUGGCAUACGGCUGAUCGGGGAUAACCCAGAGGAGACAGUAGCGGAGGUGAGUGAGGUGACUCGUCUGGAGUCGACCCACCCCAAGAUGUCCUUCUCCUGCCGCUUCAGAAGAGCCUUCUUUACAGUCAUCCACAGGGUGCUGCUCAUCCUAUCAGUGAUUGGUCUGGUGUGGGGUGUAUUCUACUAUAUGAAGUAUCGUUGGAGGAGAGAGGAAGAGGAGACCAGGCAGAUGUAUGACAUGGUGGAGAGAAUCAUCGGUGCUCUGAGGAUCCACAAUGCAUCGUGUCAGGAGAACAAUGACCUCCAGCCCUACCUGCCCAUCCCUCACGUCAGAGACUCCCUGGUCCAACCCCAGGACAGAAAGAAGCUGAAGAAGGUUUGGGACCGGGCCGUGACAUUCCUCUCAGCCAAUGAGAGCCGUAUCAGGACAGAGUCUCAGCGGAUUGGCGGAGCUGACUUCCUGGUGUGGAGGUGGCUCCAGCCCUCUCUGAGCUGCGACCAGAUCUCACUCAUCCCCUCCAAAGUCUGGCAGGGCAAAGCGUUCCCUCUGGACAGGAGGAACUCUCCUCCCAACAGUUUAACACCAUGUCUGAAGAUCAGAAACAUGUUUGAUCCAGUCAUGGAGGUUGGUGAAAACUGGCAUCUGGCCAUCCACGAGGCCAUCUUGGAGAAGUGUUGUGACAACGACGGUAUCGUCCACAUCGCUGUCGACAAGAACUCCAGAGAGGGCUGUGUCUAUGUGAAGUGUCUGUCAGCAGAACACUCGGGGAAAGCCUUCAAGGCGCUACAUGGCUCCUGGUUCGAUGGUAAGCUGGUGACGGUGAAGUACCUGCGUCUGGACCGCUACCACCAGCGUUUUCCUCAGGCCCAGGGCUGUACCACCUCCCUGAAGCCCUCUAACACCUACAUGAACACCAUGUCCAGACUACGUCACCACACCAGCCCUGAUAGCAGCUCUAACUCUAACUCUCUAGGCUUCUCCUGAGGGGGGAGGCAGAUUACCCCAGCCUCCUCUCUCUCCCUCACAGAUACCACCGCUACCAACCCAACCAGCUCCUUCUUACCCCUGUGUAACGAUCUCACCUCAACACAGGCCCCCUUCCUUCAGUCUCCCCUUAACAAGCCUCUACUGGAGGUGAUGGCAGCUUGGUGAACCGUCUGUCUCGACUCACAGGGCUGGGUGAACCGUCUGUCUCGACUCACAGGGCUGGGUGAACCGUCUGUCUCGACUCACAGGGCUGGGUGAACCGUCUGUCUCGACUCACAGGGCUGGGUGAACCGUCUGUCUCGACUCACAGGGCUGGGUGAACCGUCUGUCUCGACUCACAGGGCUGGGUGAACCGUCUGUCUCGACUCACAGGGCUGGGUGAACCGUCUGUCUCGACUCACAGGGCUGGGUGGAACCGUCCGUCUCGACUCACAGGGCUGGGUGGAACCGUCCGUCUCGACUCACAGGGCUGGGUGAACCGUCUCAACAAACAGGGCUUUUUUUUCUCUUUUAAAUGGGACUGACUGUUGGUUGUCCACAACCUGUCUGGACCACAGGAGUGGUGGGAGGCUUUAGACUGACUGACUGACAGUCCUGCUGUGUUUUUUUGUCGUAAAGACCAAUCAGAGUUUUGAAAACAAAACGACGAGCUAAACUUUGGAAGACCACUUGAACAACCAAUGGGCUGGGAGAUUGGAGACUAGGGGGGCGUGGUCUGAGCAAGCUGGAGAUGUGUGAUUCGCCGGUGCCGUCGAACACUAUUUAAUGUGUUAUUUUUGUAUUACAAACUUUAUGGAUUUAACAAGGAAACAAAACUUCCAUUUCGUUCUAAUGGCAUAUUUAAAACAGAUAUGAGAGAGAAACAACCCCUUCUUUUCUCUUGUCUCCCCAUCCUCUCCUCCCUCCAUCCUUUUUUUAAUGAGACUGGCUCCAUGAUUUUUCAAGGAGUUGAGUCGGGCUUUACAUUGAAAUUGCUGCAUGUGUUGGUUAAAGUUAAAGCCUCUAUUUAAGCUUUUGAAUUUAUAACAUAAUCUGGAUUUUUAUUUCCUGGAGAAUGUAAUCCCUUUUCUUUCUUUUGUAGUUUUUAGUCGAGCGGCGGAGGAAAGGCAGACAUAAACAUUUAGCCGACUGAAGGGUGGGAGUGGGUGCUUAGCUGUCAGCCGGAAAUACAUGUUGACUGGUUGGCUGGUGACGGUGGCUUCCUUUUGAAUGAUCCGUAUUCAUAAAGCAAAAACCAUAAACUGUCAUUUUUGUCCUGCCCACCGCUACAAUACUUUUUAACAUACGGACGGCAUCAGAUUCUGUAUUCAGAAGUGGAAGCGUUUUUGAGAGAUUGGGAGGAUAACUUGUUGCGAGACAGUGAUUUUGGCAGGUGGUGUUGGUGCACCCCCCCUGCACUACUAGUGCACUACUUUUGACCAGAGCCCAUAGGGGUAGUGCACUACUUUUGACCAGAGCCCACUAUAUAGGGAUUAAAUAGGGUCCCGUUUAGGAUACGUCCGUGGACAAAACAUUAGGAACACCUGCUCUUUCCAUGGCAUGGACUGACCAGGUGAAUUCAGGUGAAAAGCUAUGAUCCCUUAUUGAUGUCACACGCUAAAUC